AAGAGACUCCAAAAGACACAAGUAUAAACCUGUUGAGGAUGAACGAAAUGAUUGGUCUGGUCAAACACACACCGGCGUCUAAGUAUAAAUAGGACGAAAAUCUGCUAACGUAAUGAUUUUCUGAUCUUCUAUCGCCAAGAGAGGUAAAGAUGCCACCAAAAAGGAAAGCCGCAGGGAAAGCAGCUGCUGGUGGGAAGAAAGCCAAGAAAGAGGCGGCACAGGAGGCUCCAAAGACAGUACAUGAUCACAUAGCUUCACUGAAAGCUGCUGAUGCUGGCAAGAAAAAGAAACAUAAAGUAGAUGAUAGAUUUCCUCUUGCAUCAUCAUGUGAGGUUCAUGAUGAUUAUGACUGUAUGUUAAACCAGACAAACAUAGGACAUAACAACAACAAGUAUUAUGUCAUCCAAGUUCUCAAGAUGGGACCCACUUACUAUACAUGGAACAGAUGGGGUCGAGUUGGAGAAUCUGGCACAACCGCUCAGAAAUCAUUCGGAAAUGUCAAUGAUGCCACUAAAGAUUUUGAGAAAAAAUUUAGAGACAAAACCAAGAAUAAAUGGGAAAACCGAGCUAGCUUCAAUCCAGUGCCAGGCAAAUACACAAUGAUAGAGAUGGCAGGAGAGGACGACGAUGAAGUAGAUGCACCCACUGUUAAAACCCCAACAGGACCAACAGCUGCCUGUACUCUAGAUGCCCCAACACAGUCCCUCAUGAAGCUGAUAUUUGACCAUGACAUGUUCCGAGAUGCAAUGAAAAGUUUUGAUAUUGAUGUGAAGAAAAUGCCUUUAGGGAAACUAAGUAAGUCACAGAUUGCAAAAGGAUUUGAAUGUCUUGAUGAUAUAGAAAAAGGCAUCAAUGCUAAAACAACAAAGAAUAUGUUAACACAUCUAUCAUCUACAUUCUAUACCUUGAUACCACAUGACUUUGGACGUCGUAUUCCACCAACCAUCGAUACUCUUGAAGCACUCAGAUCUAGGAUGGACAUGCUUCUGGUUCUAGGAGACAUUGCAUUGGCACAGGAAAUGGAGAAGGAGAGAGACAAGAUGGCGGGUUCAAAGAAAAAUAAAGACAAACCUGCUCAUCCUCUUGAUGUCGAUUACAAUUUACUCAAUUGUGACCUUGAGAGAGUUGACCCCAAGAGUAAAGAAUAUAAAAUAUUGGAGACCUAUACAGAUAAUACCAAAUCUUCUGGAUGGAGACCAUGUAAGAUUAAACAUGUAUGGAAGAUGAACAGACACCCUGAGGGAGACAGAGUCAAAGCACAUGAUAAAAUUACCAACAGGAAAUUAUUGUGGCAUGGAACAAAUGUGGCUGUAGUGGCGGCUAUUUUGAAAAGUGGACUACGUAUCAUGCCACACAGUGGUGGCCGAGUUGGAAGAGGAAUUUAUUUUGCUUCAGAGAAUGGAAAGUCUGCAGGAUAUACUCAUCCAGCAGGAAAAAGAGGCAUCAUGUUUUUGAAUGAGGCUAUUUUGGGUAAAGAAAAACAUAUUGCCAUGGAUGACUCUUCACUGAUAAAGGCUCCAAUUGGGUUUGAUUGUGUUGUUGCUAAAGGAUGGACUGAACCAGAUCCAUCAAAGGACACAUUUUUGACAUUAGAUGGAAAGAAGGUUAUCGUACCCCAAGGCAAGCCCAUUAGCCAGAGUACAUUUGCAAACAAAAGCAGCUUCAGCCAGAGUGAAUACUUGGUCUACCAAGAAAACCAAGUACGAAUGAGAUACAUCUUUGAAAUGGAAAUGUAAGAUGUGAAAAGAUUUUAUGGAUAAAGGACAAUCUGUUUUUUAACACCAUAGAAAUGUGAAAUAUCCUUGGAACGUUGUUUCUAUAUUUUAUCACAUAGACAGGAGUUAGUUUUUAUUUAGUUAUAGAACCUAUCAAAUGCGAGAGAUAAAGUUAUUGUAUUUUGUUUUAUUAGAGGUACUAACCAUUUAUAUACAAGAUAAAUUGUUAAUGUUGUGUUAAGACUCGUUAUUGAACAAUCAGUUAUUUGUUAUGUUUGUUUGGUAGUACAUUUAUUUUAAAUUUUAAAACUUUAUUGUUAUUUUUUUUUAUUUUAAUAAUUUUGUACUGGAUGGGCAAUCAACUGUUGAAUUUAUUUGAAAUAUUGGUUGUUUAUUUGUGCUUGGUUGUUGUUCUAUUCAAAGGUAGCUGUAAAUUUCUGCCUUAUAUUUUAACUACUUUGGUCACUGUAUGUUGUCCAAUACUAUUUCCACUGGAGAAAAAAACAAUGAAAAUCCAGAUUUGUUGUUGUAAAGGAUAGUUUAUGACUUUGUUUUUGUCAAAAGAUAAAUACACCCUCUUUAAAAAAAAAAUGAUAACUACAGAAAAAGAAGAAUAUUUUUAUAGAAAUAAAAGUUUAUGUCCUUUUAUAGUACAUUCAUUGGCCUAGUUAAACUAAUAAUGAAUAUGUUUUUACUCUUUAAAUACAUAAAGAAUGAAUAUUGUUUGUUAAGAUUUUUUACUGCUGAGUAAAUUUGUAUUAUAUAUAUACUUCACUGUGUUAUUUCUAGACAAAAAGUAACAUUACCAUUCAUAAAUAACAUAGAAAUAUCCCAAGUGUUUGACACAUAAUCCUUAUAGGAUAUAGAGUGCAUGAGUUAUUUCCCCUUAUAAAGAAAUAUUACAUCCAUUUCAAAUAGACCUACUUUUGCUAUUGUAAGAUAGAUAGGAAAACAGGAUGCUCAUAGAAAUUCCUAAAACAUGCAAUAAUAUUUUUUUUUAAUGUAUAGUUAUGAAACCAUUUGGGAAUGUAUUUCCACUAAAUCCCUGUAUUAUACGAUGCACCAAUGUUCUGUUUUAUGUAUAUGUGAAGUUUUUAUAAACACACAUAAAAAUGUUUAUAUAUAUAUAUAACCCUGUAUAGAUGUAUUAUCUAUAGAUUCUGCUUCAUCAAAAUGUGGCUGUGUUAAACUGAAAACAAUGAUCUGUGAUAGUCUGCUGCCAAAAGGGAGGUAAUUGUUGUUUUAUGUAAAAAGUCAUAAAUUUAAAAAUAAAUAAAUGAUAAAAUACAUGUAUAAAUAAGUUUGAUAUACGGUAAAAGAUUGAUAAAAUAAAAUAAAAAACUAGAAAAAAUAUCUAAUUUGAAAUAAAGAUAGAAUUCACAAAAAAAUCACAUUAAACAUAACAAAGAGGUUAGUGUAAUCAAAUUAAAUGGA
Molecule: messenger RNA, 3149 nt
Organism: Mytilus trossulus (common blue mussel)
Lineage: Eukaryota; Metazoa; Mollusca; Bivalvia; Mytilida; Mytilidae
Product: protein mono-ADP-ribosyltransferase PARP3-like
Exons: 12
Coding region: 150-1736 (528 amino acids)
Biological process (GO): protein poly-ADP-ribosylation; double-strand break repair
Cellular component (GO): nucleolus; site of double-strand break
Molecular function (GO): NAD+-protein mono-ADP-ribosyltransferase activity; NAD+ poly-ADP-ribosyltransferase activity
Source: RefSeq, a predicted model, not a curated record